Rhodamnia argentea is the source of this 1432-nucleotide messenger RNA. RefSeq names its product leucine-rich repeat extensin-like protein 6. Lineage: Eukaryota; Viridiplantae; Streptophyta; Magnoliopsida; Myrtales; Myrtaceae. The record is from RefSeq and is a predicted model, not a curated record. Gene Ontology annotation, molecular function: protein binding. The coding region runs from base 62 to 1255 and encodes 397 amino acids. The transcript has a single exon.
AGCAUCUGCCUUUCAAGUGUCAAAUGUUCAUGCCAAUUUGAUCCUGACCACCCUAACCAAAAUGGAGAGAAACCCUUGUGACCGUCUCUCUCUGGCCCUCUUGGCGAUCGUCCUCUCCAUCACAUUCUCCUCCGUGACUCGUUCCCAUGCCCAACUCCCUCCAUACGGUUUCCCUCCAAGCUUCCCUAAUCCUAGGCUUGCCAAGGCUUACAUUGCCCUCCAAGCCUGGAAGCACGCCAUCACCGCGGACCCGAAGAACUUCACCGGGAACUGGUGCGGCCCCGAGGUGUGCAACUACACUGGGGUGUACUGCGCCGCGGCCCCCGGCGACCCGCACAACCUCACCACGGUGGCCGGCGUCGACCUCAACCAUGGCGACAUCUCCGGGUCGCUCCCAGAGGACCUUGGCCUCCUCGCCGACCUCGCGCUGUUCCACAUCAACUCGAACCGCUUCCACGGGUCUCUCCCCAAGAGCUUCCGCGGACUCCGCCUCCUCUACGAGCUCGACGUGAGCAACAACCUCCUCUCCGGCGAGUUCCCCGCCGUGGUCUUCGACCUCCCUUCCCUCAAGUUCCUUGACAUACGCUUCAACGGGUACCAUGGCAAGGUGCCGGCCAGGGUUUUCGACUUGAAGCUGGACGCCUUGUUCAUCAACGACAACAACUUCAGCUUCAGCCUGCCGCCAAACAUCGGCAACUCACCGGUCUCCGUCAUCGUCUUGGCGAACAACAACCUCAACAGCUGCCUCCCCUCGAGCAUCUCAAACAUGUCAAAGACCCUCAACGAGAUCAUCAUCAUGAACUCGGGGUUGACUGGGUGCUUGCCGCCGGACAUCGGGGCGCUGAAGAACGUCACGGUCUUCGACGUGAGUGGCAACGACCUGGUCGGGAAGUUGCCACACACGAUCGGGCAAAUGAUGAGCUUGGAGCAAUUGAAUGUGGCUCAUAACAAGCUAUCCGGCGAAAUCCCGGAGAGCAUAUGCUCUUUGCCUAAGCUGCAAAACUUCACUUAUUCAGAUAAUUACUUCUGCGGAGAGCCAGAGAAAUGUCUCAAGCUGCCAAGCGAGGAUGAUAGAAAGAAUUGCAUUCCUGAGAGGCCGCUCCAAAGGUCAGACGAAGAAUGCGCGGCCUUCUAUUCCCACCCCGUUGACUGUGGAGCCUAUGGCUGCUGGCCCCAAACCCCGACACCGUCGCCGUCGCCGCUGUCGCCAUCGGCUCCUUCUCCGUCUCCGCUGCCUCCUGACUUCCACUAUUAGUCUUGCUCACCGGACACAGAUUUAUCGGAAAAAAAAAAAAGAAAGAGAGAAAAAGACUUGUCAUAACUACCUUUUUUUAGGUUUAAUUUCUUAACCUAUUGUGUUGCUUGUAGAGGAGGGUCUGAGGUUGGACCCCCUUUGUUUGCACGAGGAAAAAAAAAAAACAUGGAAGUUUUA